AUGGCUUCGGCUCCAGGCGCCGCGAGGCUAUGCAUGAUAGCAUGCCGCCGGUCGGCCCGACCGCAGCAACUGCCGCGGGUGCAGCAACUGCCGCGGGUGCAGCAACUGGGCCGACCAUGCGCAGUCUCGCACCGAGCUUUUAGCACGACGCCGGCGAGACGGGCCGACGACAAGGCCGGGAAGGAGAAGGAUGACGCGGACGCAGAGGCAUACCAGAAGCUGGAUCUGAAGACGAUGAACAAGGCAUUCGCUGAGACGGCGACCCCCGAAGGCCUGCGGCAGCUGGACGAGCUGGCCAAGAGCAACGGCUACGGCACCAUCGACGAAUUCUUAGAAUCGCGGCUACGGGAGGCGCCCGGCUGGGCGUCGGAGGACAGAGCGCUGGAGGAGGAGCUGUUCAAGGACGACCAGGGCGACAAGCCGAACAAGUCGUCGUUUUGGUUCGACGAGGAGGACCCCGAGACCAACACGGAGGAGCACGACGAGUUCGACGAGGACGACAUUACAUCAAUGGCGCACGGAAAGCUGGAGGAGGUUCGGGAGAUGAGACACUACGCCCGCCUUGCCGUCUGGGAGAUGCCGCUCCUUGCCAAGUUCGCGAAGCCAUUCGUGCCCCCGAAAGACAACGAGGUCCUGCGGUGGCGGUACACGACCUACAUGGGCGAGUCACAUCCGGCGGAGAAGAAGGUGGUGGUGCAGUUUGCGCCCGACGACCUCAAGCUGACGCCGGUGCAAACCGACAAGCUGCGGAAGCUGGCGGGCCCCCGGUACAACCCCGAGACGGAGCUGAUCAAGAUGAGCUGCGAGAGUUUCGAGCACCAGGCGCAGAACAAGCGGUACCUGUCGAACCUGGUCGACGACCUGAUCGCGGCGGCCAAGGACCCCAAGGACACGUUCGAGGACGUGCCGCUGGACCUGCGGCACCACCAAAUCAAGGCGAAACCUCGCUUCCCACAGGAGUGGCGUCUCACGGGCGAGCGACGGCUGCAGCUCGACGAGCAGCGGCAACGCGCGGCGCUCGAGGACAUGAAGAGGGCGGAGGGCGGGCUGCUGGUGGAUGGCAAGAAGGCCAUCGACGGGUACCUCAUGCAGAAGAUGGCAGAGGAGCAGGAGAAGCAGAAGGUGGCCGAGCUGGUGGCGGCUGCGCCCAAGGGCGGCAAGUCGUCGGGCGGCGCGAACCGAGCGCGGAGGUGA
Molecule: messenger RNA, 1194 nt
Organism: Purpureocillium lilacinum
Lineage: Eukaryota; Fungi; Ascomycota; Sordariomycetes; Hypocreales; Ophiocordycipitaceae
Product: mitochondrial 37S ribosomal protein mS35
Biological process (GO): mitochondrial translation
Cellular component (GO): mitochondrial small ribosomal subunit
Molecular function (GO): structural constituent of ribosome
Source: RefSeq, a predicted model, not a curated record